Pungitius pungitius (ninespine stickleback) is the source of this 1788-nucleotide messenger RNA. RefSeq names its product transmembrane protein 88 b (gene tmem88b). Lineage: Eukaryota; Metazoa; Chordata; Actinopteri; Perciformes; Gasterosteidae. Bases 515 to 1234 code for a protein of 239 amino acids. The record is from RefSeq and is a predicted model, not a curated record. The transcript has 3 exons.
CCUGGAUAUGUGAGAGGGAAUGUGCAUGUGCUGAGAGGAGUUGUUGGAGAAAAGCAGGGUCUGAUAAGCCUUGUGGGUGGGGAGAAAGUGGGAUGGAUGCAGGGAGUGGAGGAGGGAAGGAAAUACGGCACUGUGGACUCGAUCAGAUGGUGAGGUACAACGAGGACGGCGGACGGAGAAGAGGUUCCUACUGAAAACAAAGACCACGGCCAUCGACAUCACGACAGUAGAGACAUUUCAUGUGGAAUAGAGACUCUGGGGUAUAAUCAGCUCCACUGACAACUCUGGAUAGUGGAGAGAAGAAGCAGCAGGAAGCCGACAUACCACCACCAAACAGAUAAGGCUUUAGGAGGAAACCCCCAAAGAACACACGCUCCUUCAACUUCACAGAAGGUAUAAGAGCAGGAAAAGUAGUCCUGUUUUUGUUGAGCUGAAGGGACUUUGUUGAAGCGAAAGGAGUGACUGUGUGUCCAGGCCCGACUGGACAGAAGGAGUCUUGAGAAAAGCGGCAACAAUGAACGAGCAGCAAGAGGUGUACCGGGCCCCGCAGCACAACUUCACUACGAGUAUGACUAGUACUCUAGAGAAAGGGGCCCACCACCAGGCCUUAGACCUGUCCGAGGAACUGCCACCGCAUCACCACCACAACAGCCACCACCAGCACCUCCACCAUUCCAACUCACUCGCCUCCACCGCCGCCGUGGGCGGAGGCAGAGAGACACCGUCGCGUGUAGUCGUACCUCCUCCCUAUUCCGCAGCGGAGAGCGGCGGCGGCGGGGGCAGUGAAGGGCCCCUGGAGCUGCGGGGGUCCCUGGACUGCUGGGCCUGCUCCGUGCUGGUGACGGCUCAGAACCUGAUCAUCGCCACAAUCAACGCCUGCCUCGCCGGACUGGUGUUCGGCACCGUCCUGACGCCGGCCAUCGUCAUGGUGGUGUUCGGAUUCCUGUGCCACUCUACGGUCCACCCUCACGGGGCAACCACCUACUGCUCGGACCUGCUGACCGACGGCGGCUGCGUGGCUCUGCUGGUGGUGGGCUUCCUCUUGGUCACCCCGCUGCUGGUCCUCGCGCUGGCCGCCUACUGCCGCCUCGCUCGACACCUCCAGCUGGGCCUGUGCUUCAUCCCGUACAGCCGCGCCGUGUACAAGAACCUGCCAGCCACCCAGCACCGGGGCCUGGGCACCGGCUGCUGUGGAGGCCGAGACGGUGGCGGAAAGGGAAAGGUCUGGGUGUAAGAUAAAUCUGCGAGGAAGGGGGGGGGGGGGGAACUGAACGAGAGAAUAGGGUGGGGGGCGUAUAGGAUGAUAAAAAAGCAAUGUAUGCAAGAAACAGAAAAACUACCAGAGACGUGAGGAAGCCAGCUGAACAUCCUGGAAGACUAGCAGCAUUGUUACAAACGCUGACAUCCCAGGUCUUAUCUUCAGGGCAACCAUCGCUUGUAGAGGGGAAGAAAAAAUACAUGUUGUACUAAUGUAUUUGUCAAGAUAAUUACAAUAAACAAAAUAAAUACUAAAAGGUAUUUGUUGCCAUUAUUCCUCAGGACACCUUCAGUCCGCCAGUAAAGUAGUAGUUAACUAAUUACCUGUUAAUAGAAAUAGGUUGACAUGAUAAUGCUAAGAUGCUGAAUUCAGUCAUAUUCAGAGCCGCUUGUCCUUCAUACUGUGUUGACGGCUGGCAAGAGACAGAGUACACGCUGCAUUAUUCAUCAAACAGAGGGAAUGACUAUGUAAUUCACAAGUUAAUAACCAAAUAAAAUAACCAAACCAAGUCUGACUACCAUUGUAAAAGA